Messenger RNA from Contarinia nasturtii (swede midge), 515 nucleotides. RefSeq names its product putative ankyrin repeat protein RF_0381. Gene Ontology annotation, molecular function: protein binding. The annotation marks the transcript as partial. The record is from RefSeq and is a predicted model, not a curated record. The transcript is spliced from 5 exons. NCBI's taxonomy places the organism in Eukaryota, Metazoa, Arthropoda, Insecta, Diptera, Cecidomyiidae. Gene Ontology annotation, cellular component: nucleus; cytoplasm.
GUGAGAAGGAUUUGGUCGAACUUCUCGUCAAUCAUGGCGCGAGUGUCAAUGCAGAAGAUGAAGAUAAACGAACGCCACUACAUGAAGCUGCCAGACGGGGUUGGAAGGAGUCGGCCGAAUUUCUCCUCAAUCAUGGGGCUAGUGUUAAUGCAGAAGAUAAAGAUAAACGAACGCCACUACAUAAAGCUGUAUUUUGGGGUGAGAAGGAUGUGGUCAAACUUCUCAUAAAUCAUGGAGCUAGUAUCGAUGCGAAAGAUGAGAAUGGAUUGACUUCACUUCACGUGGCUGCAGAAAUUGGUCGAAUGGAUAUUGCACAGCUACUCAUCGAUCAUAAAGCCACUGUUGAUGCAAUAAGUAAAAACAGCACGACGCCCCUUCACGUGGCUGCAAAAUUUGGUGAAACGGAUGUUGCCAGACUUCUCUUCAGUCACGGAGCUUAUGUUAAUGCAGUAACUGAUGAUAAAUGGUCAGCGCUCCAUUUCGCUGCAGAAAAGGGUAAUAGUCCAAGCAAUUGA